This is a messenger RNA of Scaptodrosophila lebanonensis, 586 nucleotides long. RefSeq lists its product as uncharacterized. The transcript is spliced from 3 exons. The record is from RefSeq and is a predicted model, not a curated record. Bases 110 to 472 code for a protein of 120 amino acids. Lineage: Eukaryota; Metazoa; Arthropoda; Insecta; Diptera; Drosophilidae.
AGGAUACACAAGGUUUACAAAUUUGAAGUGUGAAAAUUUGGACACAUCAUACGUGAACUUUUCAAAAUGUAAUCUUAAAGUUCUGGGUCGUGGUAUUGUGGGAUUGAGCAUGCAACUCGAUCUGCUCAAGCCGCCUGUUUCGAACAUUUCAGUUAAUUUUAACAUAAAGAAGAAAUUAAGUGGGUAUCGUCCAUUUCUGUAUAACGUUACAUUCGAUUUUUGUCGUUACCAAAAACAUAAGAAUAGUUAUCCGCUUUUUAAGAUCAUUCAUGGCACCAUUAUGAAUUCAUCAAAUUUCGAUCACAAUUGUCCCUACAAUCAUAGCAUAAUCAUCGACAAUUAUGUGGUUAAGGACGAAUCGUUCAAGUUGACACCCUUCCCCAGUGGCUCAUAUCUUUAUGAAAUCAUAAUCGGUGCUUACAAUAUUUGGCGAGCCGUGCUCACUGUUUAUUUUGAUGUGAAGUUAAACUGAAACUAUUAUACGAAUCAUUUCAAUACUUAUAAAAACACUUUAUUUCAACACGAUUUUUUCUCAACAAGUAAAUGCACAUACAAUAAAUGUGAUGUUUAAUUUUGUAUUUUUAAA